AAUUUCAAGACAUAAACUAAUUCACAAAUGAAAACAGAAAAACAAACUUUAUUCAAGAUUAUACUGACAUUCACUUCAUGCAGCCAACAAAUUAAAAGAUAAAUGGAAACACUGCGCCAGUCAGCAUCUCAACACAGCUAUGGCAAAGGCUUGAAUGCAUUCCUGGAAGCAUAGUAUACAACACCAAAGAAGUGCUAAGGAAAUUUUGAAAAAAAAAAAAGGAUGCACCUGACAAGUGUUGAUACAUUAAAAGCAACGCUGAUGACACGAAUGAAAAGGAGUGAUCAGAACUUUACCUUGAAAGCAAUUUGAUAUCGUUUGUUAGCGCAGAUUCCAUUCCCUUCCCCAUGGAAGGAUUGCCUUAAUGUGUCAGAAUAAUUAUGUGAGGAUUAUUCUUUACUUUCAGUGCAUGCUUCUUUUCUUUUGUCCCAUUUCAAUUUGCAGCAGCACUUAGUGCUCCACUUAGAACAAAAAGAACUUAAGGUGUAAGAAAUGGGCUCAGCUGCUGACAGCCGGGGAAACAUACUAAGAUCACUUGGAGGGUCUUCAAUAUUAUAAAUGGGAUUUUUAUGCACGUAGUCUCAUUACUUUCUGUUUUGUCAUUGGCGGCAGUUAUGCACUGUUUUGCGUUCAUGAGCUUUGUUACGCAUACAAUUGGGCUAGCAGGUUGCCUGUGUAUAAAUCUGAAGGAAAUGUGUGCACCUUUCAGACUCAAAUGGAGUCAAGUAUUGCACGUGUUUAACGAAGCUGUUGCCUUCAGGAUAAUUAGGGACGUUAGAGCUUACUUGUUUAUUUGCAGCUGAUGACAUUCACAUUAUAACUAAUAAUGCUGAAUGACGUUAUGUUUUUCUGGAAGCAAUGGUGUAGCUUUGAUUUAUAAUGUCACAUUGUGUAGUACUCUUUUAUGUUUAAUCAAUAUAAUUUAUUGCUUACACGCUAUCUGCGCAUUAUGAUCCUAACUUGAGAUUCCUUCAAUGCCACACAGGUCUGGGAUCGAAAACCUUGAGCAGCUAACUUCAACAGACUUAAAACAAGCAUGGGGAAAACUGAAAUCGAUGUCCCUUUAUGAGCUAAGAAGGACAAGAGAUCUAUGCCAUGUACAAGGUGCACCAAGGCUCCGUUUAGUUAGACAGCAGGAAGCUUACAUAAAUACACAAGAUUAUUGCUGUUGCUCCGAACAGCACGCUUGCACUGCACAGCAAAGGGCGGUGCUCAUUCAGAGCAUGCCAAGGAUUACUGGCAGCAAGUGCCACAGCUUAUACAGAUUUCUGCCAAACGAAGAAUGCACAUGGGAUCAUAAGAUCACGAAAUACUUAACUAAAAUAUUUAAGGUUAAUAAUGACACACGCAAUGGGAAAUCAUGCGAAAGGCCAGCCACUGAAGAGUACACAAGAAAGACUGGAAAUGAAGUGACAGCACUUGGCUUUGUCAUUAAUCCUGUCGUUCCAUGGUUGGGCUUUAGCCCAUACGGUGUUGUCUUCAAGAAUGGGCAACUUUCUGUGCUGCUGGAAGUGAAGAGCCCCGUUCGGGGAAAACAAGCAAAAAUUUGUGAGCUCAUCAAAGACAACAAGCUACCAUACAUAAUUUCUGACAAAGAAAACUUCUCUCUUCGGCUAACACAGUCAUAUUUUUCACAAGUGCAGAUUGGCCUGCUUCUUCUGAACCUCAAAGAGGCGCAUUUCAUUGUUUACAGCCAUUGUUUACAGCGAAUCUCUAGUGAUUUGUGUAAAAAGAGACGACCAAUUCAUUGACAAUCUUGUGCGUCGAUUGCAAUGUGUUUACUUUGAACAUUUAUUGCCGCAGCUCGCCAAAUAUGAAAAAUAAGGUCAUGGCCCUCGACCCUAUGACGACCUAAGUGACUGUAAUGGUCACUUCAGCCUUAUGCAUUGUCCGAGGUCAGCUUAGACGUCUCGACUAUGCUCAUGGCUUCCCUUGACUGUUGUUUCUGCUAAAGUUACCAGUCCUUGUUACUUUUGAACAAGUCGCUUGCUUUGUUUUUGUCAACACUUGCUGUCACGAGCUGAAGUAGAAGAAAAAAAUGGCUGUGGCUUAGCUAAGGUUAAGCCCAGGAUGCGAAGCAUACUAGCCUUUAUUUUAGUUGUUGAACCACUGCUUAGCCUGGUGAACUGCUGUUGCUUGGCUAUAUUUGGUUCGGCUAGACGAAGAAACAACGCAUGCGUUACUCUGCUUCGCCUUCAAGAGUGGAACGCGAUAGCGUUCCCGUCGACCCGCCAAGGGAUGUAAGACAAUGGGCUACGGCGCAGCGACCACGCGCCCCGCAUUGGACGCGGUGAGCGUCGAGCAACGCAGCGUUCGGCGCGGCAACGAAAUGUGCGCCUGAGCAAGCGACGCACGCCUGAGCCUUAGAAACAGCUCGUUUCUAAGGCAACACCGCAUUCACUAGAGGCGCUUUUGUACCGCUUUGAAGCAUCGUACUCGUGGCUCAGUGGUAGCGUCUCCGUCUCACACUCCGGAGACCCUGGUUCGAUUCCCACCCAGCCCAUCUUGCAAGAGUUGAGCCAAAGCCACCUACAAAAUCAGUCUCUGUAGCACUCCGCAACCUUCGCUUCUCAUUCCAACGAGCAGCUCUGUCUCCAGGAGGCAUCUCACCUCGUGAGUGUCUAGCAGAGGCAAGCGCAGCUGCUUAUAUACCGCCGCGACGCCGCGAGCGACGGCGCGAGUUGGAGCCCCGUUUCUCCUCUGUCGUGACGUCACGGUGUCACGUGGUAUUGAAGGCGACACCGCCGCGCCUGAGGAGCUGGAUUGAGCUCUCGUAAUAUGCUUCGCAUAAAAGAACAGAGAGAAGAAGGAAGAGGAAGAAGGCUGACGUGACCUACAAGGAGCGAGGUCGCAAAUGGCAGAACACGGCUAGCGGAGAAGAAAGAAGUCAG
Dermacentor andersoni is the source of this 2891-nucleotide messenger RNA. The record is from RefSeq and is a predicted model, not a curated record. NCBI's taxonomy places the organism in Eukaryota, Metazoa, Arthropoda, Arachnida, Ixodida, Ixodidae.